Symbiodinium necroappetens is the source of this 366-nucleotide messenger RNA. NCBI's taxonomy places the organism in Eukaryota, Dinophyceae, Suessiales, Symbiodiniaceae. The record is from the annotation of a GenBank genome assembly.
AUGCUGGCUUCAUCGCUGGAGGAGUGGCAGAAGGAAAAGAAGCGUGGAGUGUGGCUUCACCUGAGUAUCGAUGCAUCGUCGCUGAUUCCCAUCGCCACCAAAGAGUUUGGCUUCGAAUUUCACCAUGCAGAGCCGGAUCAUGUCAUGAUGACGAAAUGGUUGCCGACGGAUGCUCCCAACACACUGCCUGCCAACGCAAGCCACACCAUCGGCGUGGGCGCCGUCGUUACAAACUCCGAGGGGCAGGUCCUCCUCGUCCGAGAGCGAUCCGGGCCGGCGGGGCGAUCUGGAGUGUGGAAGAUUCCCACAGGCAUGGUGGACGCCGGAGAGGACUUGCACGAUGCAGCCGUCCGCGAGGUCAAGGAG